AUGGCUCAGUUCUAUUACAAAAGAAACGCCAACGCGCCCCACAGAGACCGCAUCCCUCUGCGCAUAGUCCGGGCGGAAUCGGAGCUCUCGCCGUCCGAGAAGGCCUACCUGAAUGCCGUGGAGAAGGGAGACUAUGCAAGUGUCAAGAAGUCCCUGGAGGAAGCUGAAAUUUAUUUCAAAAUCAAUAUUAACUGCAUCGAUCCCCUCGGAAGGACUGCUCUCCUGAUUGCAAUAGAAAAUGAGAACUUGGAGCUCAUCGAGCUACUCUUGAGCUUCAAUGUCUACGUGGGGGACGCCUUGCUCCACGCGAUCAGGAAGGAGGUCAUUGGAGCUGUUGAGCUGCUGCUGAACCACAAAAAGCCCAGUGGAGAAAAGCAGGUGCCGCCCAUCCUCCUUGACAAACAGUUCUCUGAGUUCACGCCGGACAUCACGCCGAUCAUCCUGGCAGCCCACACAAACAACUACGAGAUCAUAAAACUCCUCGUGCAGAAAGGAGUGUCGGUGCCCAGGCCGCACGAGGUCCGCUGCAACUGCGUGGAGUGCGUGUCCAGCUCAGACGUGGACAGCCUUCGCCACUCGCGCUCCAGGCUCAACAUCUACAAGGCGCUGGCCAGCCCCUCCCUCAUUGCCCUGUCCAGCGAGGACCCCUUCCUCACGGCCUUCCAGCUGAGCUGGGAGCUCCAGGAGCUGAGCAAGGUGGAGAACGAGUUCAAGUCCGAGUACGAGGAGCUGUCGCACCAGUGCAAGCAGUUUGCGAAGGACCUCCUGGACCAGACCCGGAGCUCGAGGGAGCUGGAGAUCAUCCUGAACUACCGCGACGACCACAGCCUCAUAGAAGAGCAGAGUGGAAAUGACCUUGCACGACUGAAACUGGCCAUCAAGUACCGUCAGAAAGAGUUUGUAGCCCAGCCCAACUGCCAACAGCUGCUGGCGUCCCGCUGGUACGACGAGUUCCCCGGGUGGCGGAGGAGGCACUGGGCCGUGAAGAUGCUGACCUGCUUCGUCAUAGGCCUGCUCUUCCCUGUCUUCUCCGUGUGCUACCUGAUAGCUCCUAAGAGCGCCCUCGGACUGUUCAUCCGAAAGCCAUUUAUCAAGUUCAUCUGCCACACAGCGUCCUAUCUGACGUUUUUGUUUCUGCUGUUGCUGGCCUCCCAGCACAUCGACAGGUCAGACUUGAACCGGCAAGGGCCGCCACCAACCAUCGUCGAGUGGAUGAUAUUACCGUGGGUCCUGGGUUUCAUCUGGGGGGAGAUCAAGCAGAUGUGGGACGGUGGCCUCCAGGACUACGUGCACGACUGGUGGAACCUGAUGGACUUCGUGAUGAACUCCCUGUAUCUGGCCACCAUCUCCUUGAAAAUCGUGGCGUUUGUGAAGUACAGCGCCCAUAACCCUCGAGACACCUGGGACAUGUGGCACCCCACGCUGGUGGCCGAAGCCCUGUUCGCCAUCGCCAACAUCUUCAGCUCCCUGCGCCUCAUCUCGCUGUUCACGGCCAACUCGCACCUGGGGCCGCUGCAGAUCUCUCUGGGGCGGAUGCUGCUGGACAUCCUGAAGUUCCUCUUCAUCUACUGCCUUGUGCUGCUGGCCUUCGCCAACGGCCUCAACCAGCUGUACUUCUACUACGAGGAGACGAAGGAGCAGGGCUGCAAAGGCAUACGGUGCGAGAAGCAGAACAACGCGUUCUCCACGUUAUUUGAGACACUCCAGUCCCUGUUUUGGUCCAUAUUUGGGCUCAUCAAUUUGUACGUGACCAACGUGAAAGCCCAGCACGAAUUCACCGAGUUUGUUGGUGCCACCAUGUUUGGGACGUACAACGUCAUCUCUCUGGUUGUCUUGCUCAACAUGUUAAUAGCUAUGAUGAAUAACUCUUACCAACUCAUUGCUGACCACGCGGACAUAGAGUGGAAGUUUGCUCGAACAAAGCUUUGGAUGAGCUAUUUUGAAGAAGGGGGGACCCUGCCCACGCCCUUCAACGUCAUCCCGAGCCCCAAGUCUCUCUGGUACCUGGUCAAGUGGAUAUGGACGCACCUGUGCAAGAAGAAGAUGAGAAGGAAGCCGGAAAGCUUUGGAACGAUAGGGGUAAGAGCCCAGCAUAGGCGGGCGGCUGACAACUUGAGGCGACACCACCAGUACCAGGAAGUGAUGAGGAGCCUGGUGAAGCGCUACGUGGCCGCGAUGAUCCGAGACGCCCGCACCGAGGAAGGCCUGACCGAGGAGAACUUCAAGGAACUGAAGCAGGACAUCUCCAGCUUCCGCUUUGAAGUCCUGGGCUUGCUGAGGGGAAGCAAGCUCUCUCCAGUGCAGCCCGCUCCCGCCGAGAAGGGCUCCUCUAACUUAGCCGACUGGGAGGACAGGGGCGACGAAGCCGCAGGCAAAGACAAGAAGAAGAACUUCAGCCUCUUCGACCUGACCACCCUGAUCCACCCACGCUCGGCGGCCAUCGCCGCAGAGAGACACCCCGUGAGCAACGGCUCCGCCCUGGUGGGGCAGGAGCCCCCGCCGCGGGAGAAGCAGAGGAGAAUGAAUUUUGUGGCCGACAUCAAACAUUUCGGGUUGUUUCACAGACGGUCCAAACACAGCGCCGCGGAGCAACACGCACACCCGAUCUCGUCUGUUUCGGAAGAGGUGGCUCGGCACCAGGCCGAGGGGUCCCUGGAGAGGAGCGCUCAGCUGGAGCCGCGAGGGCUGGCGGCCCGCGGCGAGCGCAGCAUCCCCGGGCUCAGCGAACAGUGCGUCCUGGUGGACCACCGGGAGCGCAGCGCGGACAGCCUGCCCGUGCAGGUGGGCAAGAGGAUCUGCGCCUUCAAACCCGAGAAGGCGGUGGUGGAGGACACAGUCCCCAUUAUCCCCAAGGGGGGGCGUGCCCGGGAGGAGGACUCCAGCUCCGACUACGACGCCACCCUCUCCGACACCGUCGCCCACGAAGACUACGUGACCACCAGGUUGUGA
Pteronotus mesoamericanus is the source of this 2949-nucleotide messenger RNA. It is a transcript of the gene TRPC4, whose product is annotated as transient receptor potential cation channel subfamily C member 4. Bases 1 to 2949 code for a protein of 982 amino acids. Gene Ontology annotation, biological process: calcium ion transmembrane transport; regulation of cytosolic calcium ion concentration. NCBI's taxonomy places the organism in Eukaryota, Metazoa, Chordata, Mammalia, Chiroptera, Mormoopidae. The transcript is spliced from 10 exons. Gene Ontology annotation, cellular component: cation channel complex; plasma membrane. The record is from RefSeq and is a predicted model, not a curated record. Gene Ontology annotation, molecular function: store-operated calcium channel activity; protein binding; inositol 1,4,5 trisphosphate binding.